CGGGCGCCAGGAGGUGCGUUGAACGCAUGCGUCCUGUGGCAACCUAGAAAAAGGGGCUGCUGGCGGGCCGCGGAGACAUGGAGCAGGGCUACGGAGGCUAUGGGGCGUGGAGCGCAGGACCUGCCAACACCCAGGGUGCAUACGGAACCGGUGUGGCCGGCUGGCAAGGUUAUGAAAACUACAAUUAUUACAGCACCCAGAACACCAGCGUUACCACAGGAGCAACUUACAGCUAUGGCCCAGCCUCCUGGGAGGCCACCAAGGCCAGUGAUGGUGGCCUGGCAGCAGGGGGCCCUGCUGUGCACAUGGCCUCUUUUGGCCCAGAGCCGUGCACCGACAAUUCUGACUCCCUCAUUGCCAAGAUCAACCAGCGCUUAGACAUGAUGUCCAAGGAAGGAGGCAGGGGCGGGAGCGGCGGCGGUGGGGAGGGCAUGCAGGACCGGGAGAGCUCCUUCCGCUUCCAGCCCUUUGAGUCCUACGACUCCAGGCCUUGCCUGCCUGAGCACAAUCCCUACCGUUCCAGCUACAGCUAUGACUAUGACUUUGACCUGGGGUCCGACCGCAACGGCAGCUUUGGUGGGCAGUACAACGACUGCCGGGACCCAGCCCGAGAGCGGGGCUCCCUUGAUGGUUUCAUGCGGGGUCGGGGCCAGGGUCGCUUCCAAGACCGCAGCAACCCCAGCACCUUCAUGCGCAGUGACCCCUUCAUGCCGCCCUCAGCCUCCUCUGAGCCCCUGUCUACUCCUUGGAACGAGCUGAACUACGGGGGUGGCCGGGGCCUGGGCGGCCCCUCCCCCAGCAGGCCACCUCCGUCCCUCUUCUCCCAGUCCAUGGCUCCUGACUACGGUGUCAUGGGCAUGCAGGGGGCGGGCAGUUAUGACAACACGAUGCCUUAUGGAUGUGGCCGGUCACAGACCCGGAUACGGGAUCGGGAUUGGGACUGGCCCAGGAGGAGAGGGUUUGACCGCUUCGGACCAGACGGCAUGGGCAGGAAACGGAAGCAGUUUCAGAUUUACGAGGAACCGGAUGCCAAACUGGCCCGGGCUGACAGUGAAGGGGAUUUUUCUGAAAACGAUGACGGAGCUGGUGACUUCCGGUCAGGAGAUGAAGAAUUCAGGGGUGAGGACGAAUUCUGCGACUCCGGGAGGCAGAGAGGAGAGAAGGAUGAGGAGGACGAGGAAGUGAAGAAGAGAAGAGAAAAGCAACGGAGGAGAGACAGGAUGCGGGACCGGGCCGCCGACAGGAUCCAGUUUGCCUGCUCCGUGUGCAAGUUCCGGAGCUUUGAUGACGAAGAAAUCCAGAAGCAUCUGCAGAGCAAGUUUCACAAAGAGACGCUGCGGUUUAUAAGCACCAAGCUGCCUGACAAGACGGUGGAGUUCCUCCAGGAAUACAUCGUAAACAGGAACAAGAAAAUUGAGAAGCGGCGUCAGGAGCUAAUAGAAAAGGAAAGCACAAAACCAAAACCAGAUCCUUUCAAAGGGAUUGGCCAGGAGCACUUCUUCAAGAGGAUCGAGGCCGCCCACUGCCUGGCCUGUGACAUGCUGAUCCCAGCACAGCCGCAGCUCCUCCAGCGGCACCUGCAUUCCGUCGACCACAAUCACAACCGCAGGUUGGCUGCUGAGCAGUUCAAGAAAACAAGUCUCCAUGUGGCCAAGAGUGUUUUGAACAACAGACAUAUAGUCAAGAUGCUGGAAAAAUACCUCAAGGGUGAGGACCCUUUCACCAAUGAAACUGUUGACCCAGAAAUGGAAGGAGAUGACAAUUUAGGAGGUGAGGAGAAGGAAGAGACACCUGAGGAGGUGGCCGCAGAAGUCUUAGCCGAGGUGAUUAUGGCCGCAGUGAAGGCCGUGGAUGGGGAAGGAGCACGGGCUGCAGAGAGCAGUGAAGUCCCGGCUGAAGGGGAAGGCCCCGUGGACACGGCGGCGGCCAGCAGCAAUCUCCAGGCUGAACAGCCUCUAGAAGAGGAGACACCCUGUGAAACAGCAUCUGGGAACGGGACCACUGAGGCCAGAAGUGAGGCUGAGACACUGGCAGCCGAGGCAGAAAGCACAGGCACAGCGGCCGUUCCUGCCCCAGCUGCCAUGGAAGCUGAAGUGGAACAAACUGACACAGAGUCCAAAGAUGCCAUUCCCACAGAAUGAUCCUGAUUUCCCUGUUUCAAGGGAUGUGCUGUAGAAUGCAUUGCUUUUUCUUCCUUGAUUUGUAAGCAGUACUAGGGUGUGUGUUGCUGGAAUAUGCUGUAAACUAAUGGGUGAAGAGACCCGGCCAUCUCCUUCCGAAUGGUGUAGUUCACGGACUUGUUCCGUACAGUUGAGUGGCUUCCCGCCUGGGUUUAAAAGCCGCAGAAGUUGUACGUUCCCCCCAAGCAGCUGUGACAUGUCUCUUUACACUGUAGUUGGAAUAAUAAUAAAGAUUGGGUGAUUAGGUCUUGAUGGUA
Molecule: messenger RNA, 2437 nt
Organism: Lemur catta (Ring-tailed lemur)
Lineage: Eukaryota; Metazoa; Chordata; Mammalia; Primates; Lemuridae
Gene: AKAP8
Product: A-kinase anchoring protein 8
Exons: 14
Coding region: 78-2141 (687 amino acids)
Cellular component (GO): nucleus; nuclear matrix
Molecular function (GO): DNA binding; protein kinase A regulatory subunit binding
Source: RefSeq, a predicted model, not a curated record